AUGUCCAAACAAAGGUACGUAGAAGAAGAUGUAAAAGUACCCUUGUUAGAAACAAAAAGGGAGGAAUCGGAUGAAGAUCAAUGUCUAUCACGAAGGGUUCUGAUCGAAUCCAAGAAGCUAUGGCGUAUAGUCGGUCCGGCCAUCUUCGGUCGGAUCGCUUCAUUUUCCAUGUUCGUCGUUACCCAAGCCUUCGCCGGUCAUCUCGGCGAACUUGAACUCGCUGGCUUGUCCAUUGCUAGUAGUGUCAUUUCUGGCUUCGACUUUGGCCUUAUGUUGGGGAUGGCAAGUGCACUAGAAACGUUAUGUGGACAAGCAUUUGGGGCGAAGAAAUAUCACAUGUUAGGAAUAUACCUACAACGUUCGUGGAUUGUGCUUCUAUUAUGUGGCCUUUUAACGUUACCAUUGUACAUAUUUGCGACUCCAGUCCUAAAGCUUCUGGGACAACCGGAUGAUGUGGCUGAGCUUUCUGGGGUUGUGACCUUAUAUUUAAUCCCUCUUCACUUCAGCUUCACAAUUCAGUUUCCGUUACAGAGGUUCUUGCAAAGCCAGCUGAAGAACAAUGUGACCGCUUUGGUCCAGUUUGGUGCCUUUGUGACUCACGUGAUGUUGAGCUGGAUAGUUGUGUCUAAAUUCAAGCUCGGAUUGCUCGGCGCCACCGCGGUUUUGAAUAUUUCGUGGUGGCUUAUUGUGGUGGGAUUGUUUGCUUACACUGUUUGCGGUGGGUGUCCUCAAACUUGGACUGGUUUCUCUUUUGAAGCAUUCUCUGGUCUGUGGGAGUUCAUAAAACUUUCUGCUUCUUCUGGGGUCAUGCUUUGUCUGGAGAACUGGUACUACAGGAUAUUGACUGUUCUGACUGGAAACUUGCCGGACGCUAAAAUAGCUGUUGAUGCUUUGGCAAUUUGCAUGAACAUUAAUGGAUGGGAGAUGAUGAUUCCUCUGGGAUUUUUCGCGGGAACUGGAGUAAGGGUUGCGAAUGAACUGGGAGCUGGAAACGGGAAAGCAGCCAAGUUUGCGACAAUCGUAGCAGUGUCACAGUCCAUAGCGAUUGGUUUCAUUUUCUGGCUGUUUAUCAUAUUCUUCCACAGUCAACUGGGCUUCAUUUUUACAGAUAGCCCAGUUGUUAUUGAGGCUGUCCACAGGCUCUCAAUUCUCCUCGCUUUCACCGUUCUUCUCAACAGCGUCCAACCCAUUCUUUCAGGGGUUGCUGUUGGUUCUGGGUGGCAAGCAUAUGUGGCCUACAUAAAUUUGGGUUGCUACUAUUUACUUGGGGUGCCUUUGGGUUUUACCAUGGGAUGGGCUUUCAAUUUCGGAGUGAAGGGAAUAUGGGCCGGAAUGAUAUUUGGUGGAACUGCAGUUCAGACGCUGAUACUAGCUAUCAUUACAGCUAGAUGUGAUUGGGAAAAAGAGGCAGAGAGAGCAAAUAAACACGUGGAAAAUUAUUGUUCUUGCACAUUGAUCCCAAAAAUGUCAAAUGUAAUAUCAACUGAUGAAGACGAUGCAAAAGUACCAUUGUUACAACACCAUCCGAACCAUGCUCUUCAAACAAAUAGGGAUGGAUCAAUAGAGGAAGGUCAACGCCUUACUACUAGGAUCUUGGUUGAAUCCAAGAAGUUAUGGAGAAUAGUUGGGCCGGCCAUAUUCGGCCGGAUAGCUUCAUAUUCCACGUUCGCUGUUUCCCAAGCUUUCGCUGGCCAUCUCGGAGAUCUUGAAUUCGCCGGCUUUUCAAUUGCUUCCAGUGUCAUAAGUUCCUUCAACUAUGGCUUAUUUUUAGGGAUGGCAAGCGCAUUGGAAACGCUGUGUGGGCAAGCUUAUGGAGCGAAGAGAUAUUCCAUGUUAGGAAUAUAUCUACAACGUUCCUGGAUCAUUCUUUUUUUAUGUGGCAUUUUGACUUUACCAUUGUACAUAUUUGCUACUCCGAUUUUGAAGCUGCUCGGACAACCGGAUGAUGUUGCUCAAAUUUCGGGGACCGUGGCCAUCCACCUGAUACCAAUUCAUUUUAGUUUUGUGGUUCAAUUUCCGUUGCAAAGGUUCUUGCAAAGCCAGUUGAAGAAUUAUGUGACUGCCUUGAUCCAAUUCGGUGUUUUCUUGAUACAUUUGGCCUUGAACUGGUUAAUCGUGUCUAGGUUCCACCUGGAAUUGGUCAGCGCCACCGUCAUUUUGAGCCUUUCUUGGUGGUUGAUGGUGGUUGGCUUGCUGGUUUACUGUCUUUCUGGUGGUUGUCCUCAAACUUGGACUGGGUUCUCUGUUGAAGCAUUCUCUGGGCUGUGGGAGUUUCUCAAGCUUUCCGCGUAUUCUGGCGUCAUGCUAUGUUUGGAGAAUUGGUACUAUAGGAUAUUGAUUGUGAUGACUGGAAAUUUGCCCAACGCUAAAAUAGUAAUUGAUGCUUUGUCCGUUUGCAUGAACAUCAGUGGAUGGAUUACGAUGAUUCCUAUGGGAUUCUUAGCCGGAACCGGAGUUAGGGUAGCAAAUGAAUUGGGAACUGGAAAUGGAAAAGCAGCCAAGUUUGCUUCAAUAGUAUCCGUAACACAAUCUUCGAUAAUUGGUCUGUUUUUCUCACUUAUUAUUAUAUUCUUCCGCGAUGAGCUGGGACUCAUUUUUACGGAAAGCUCAGUAGUUUUAGAGGCCGUCCGUAACCUUUCACUCCUAUUAGCUUUUACAAUUCCCCUCAACAGCGUCCAAUUCAUCCUCACAGGGGUUGCGGUGGGUUCUGGAUGGCAAGCAUACGUGGCAUACAUAAACUUGGGUUGCUACUAUUUACUUGGAGUGCCUUCUGGCCUUGUUAUGGGAUGGCUCUUCCAUUUUGGAGUUAUGGGAAUAUGGGCUGGGAUGAUAUUUGGAACUGCAGCUCAAACUGUGAUACUAGCUAUGAUCACAGCCAGGUGUGACUGGGAAAAGGAGGCGGAUAGAGCAGAUAAACACGUGAGGAAAUGGGAAGGAAGAUGA
Messenger RNA from Oldenlandia corymbosa var. corymbosa, 2943 nucleotides. The record is from the annotation of a GenBank genome assembly. Lineage: Eukaryota; Viridiplantae; Streptophyta; Magnoliopsida; Gentianales; Rubiaceae.